CCGGAGCCGAAGACCACUGUCUUCCUCGGAAACCUUUUCUACGAUGUUACGGCUGAGGACCUCAAGAACCACUUUGCCCAGUUCGGUGAGGUGCGACGGGUGAACCUCAUCAUGGAUGGACGUGGAAUCAGCAAGGGAUUCGGCUACUUGGAUUUCGAUUCGAUAGAGUCGGCUCAGCGCGCCAUCGAAGAGAUGCACAUGCGUAUCUACGAGGGACGCCGUAUCAGCGUCAUGUAUGCGCAGACCAAGAUGAGGAGGCCCAUUUCCUCGCCCCCCUCCAAGUCGCUUUACAUUGGCAACAUGCCCUUCGAGAUGACCGACCGUGACCUCAAUGAUCUGUUCAGCGAUAUUCCCGGUGUGAUCGACGUGCGCGUGGCCAUUGACCGUCGCACCGGUCAGCCCCGCGGCUUCGCUCACGCUGAUUUCGUCGAUCUGGAGCACUCGCGCGAGGCUAAGGAAAUCCUCAUGAACAAGAACCCCUACGGCAGGAAGCUGCGCGUCGACUACAGCUCCAAGCACAAGGGUAUCAACGACCCUAAAGGAGAGAAGACGGAGAACUCGGAGGUGCCUCUUGACCAGGAGUAA
Molecule: messenger RNA, 585 nt
Organism: Aspergillus saccharolyticus JOP 1030-1
Lineage: Eukaryota; Fungi; Ascomycota; Eurotiomycetes; Eurotiales; Aspergillaceae
Product: nucleic acid-binding protein
Exons: 2
Molecular function (GO): RNA binding
Source: RefSeq, a predicted model, not a curated record